GGAAGGAGGACGACGGGCAACGCGGGGGGAUGGACAGGAGGAUGCUUCUAGAUGGGGACCGGACGGCAGACGUGGCGGUGGACCUGCCCCACGAGCUGACCUUCUUGGAGAUUGAGACGUCGCUGCCGAAGCUGAGUCCGUUGCCUGUCUCGGGCGGGUCAGGGUGAGUGACUUUUUUGUACUGGGACGUCUGAGCGGCCUCCGGUUGGCUGACCCGGGAAUAGGGACGAUAUGUUCUUGUUUUCGACUACUGCCUCGCUUGAGUUCGUGUUUCGGCCCUGCAAGGCCGAGGACGCGGACGAUGUUCACGUCAUGGUCGUGGGGACGGCCGACGGGGGCAUCCAUCUCAGCAUCUACGACUCAUUUGUCAUCGGGACCUUAAGGCACUCGCCUCAAGGGGAUGGUAUCUUCCAGCUGUGCGGGCACAGCGCUCGCCCGGAGGUCUCCACACACGCACUCCUGCUUCGGCCUCAGUCGGGGGACGGGACCGCGCUCUACCUCGUGCCUAUGGACCUCACAUUCUUGCGCCACUCGCCCGUGAACCUUUCGCUUCUGGCGUCCAAAACCACCACGCUGCAGAACCUGCUGCGAUAUCUGAAACAGACGCAAUCCCACAUGGUCAGCGAAUGGAAGUCCUCGAGGGAGCUGCCAAGCAGGUUCAUGCUUGGGGUGCAAGACGGCCUGAAGAAGAUGGCCAACGGCGAGAUGACGGUGGUCCAAGCAUUGUAUCACGCCGUCGUGACGGGCCAUUUCUUCCCCCCUGUGAAGGAGUGGCUGCUAGAUAGCAUUGCUGAGCGGGGCCACAAGCGCUGGGAGAAGGCUGUGGUCUCCGGCCUGACCAGCCUCCGCAGUCUGGUACAUGAGAACUUCAUGCCAGCACUGGAGCGGUGCGCCAUCAUCCUCAGCCGUCUGCUCGGUAUUGCCCGGUUCCAUGACUCCGAAGAAGGCCUUGGAUUUGAUAAAGGGCAGAUCAAGAAGCUCAUCGAUAUUGUCUCAUGUCUGACGAUGGUGGCGCACCGGGUGCUGACCACCGUCAUGGACGAGCUGGAGCACUUCCAUGCUUUCUCGAUCUGGCUGCGGUUUGAGAUCGACAAGCAGGGCUCCCCGUCGGCUAACGAAGAGCUUUCCGAGAAGGAAGCGACCAUGGACCACGUCAAGGUGCUGUCGUACAUCCAGCACUACUUGACAAAGAACCCGUUGGCAUUGUACUUUGACGAGGUCGCCAAAGAGGACUACCUCAGGGACCAGGAGAUGAUCGAGCCGGGCCCGUCUCUCCUAGACCUGCUUGACAAGCAGUUGCAGGAGCAGGAGGCCGGUCGGCCGUACAUGAAGGUGCUGCCUCGGGUGGACUUCUUGGUCAACUACCUGACCUCCAGGGCCAACGUUGUUUUCAAGGGUAUUGCCGAAGCAGAGAAGCAGAGUGUCCAGUUUGGUCCAGCGACCGAAGUGUCGAUUGGAAGCGGGAUCUGGAAACACGACGUGUGGAUGAACCGGCGGGACAAGAAGGAUAACACUACUUCGGUGUUCACCGCCUUACUCCCGGAAAACGACAGGACCGAGAUCUACGUUAUACGCUCCGACGUAGCAGUCGAGAACGGUGUUGACCGCCCGAGCUUAACUCGAGCCUGUGGUUUUCGUUUACCGCAGAAGGCGACGAUUGUUGACUUCAAGUAUCUCGAUGACGAGACUCUCCUCGUGCUCUGUAGUCGAACAGAGGAACCGAGCUCGGUGCUCCUACGCAUCGCGUACAAUUCGGCCGAUGUGCGCUACCAAGAGUACACACCAGGACAGAGACCUACCGUCGUGGCUCUCACCGACAGAGUCGGGUCAUAUUUUGCCUUCUCUGACGUGGCUGGCUUCACUCCAAGCCAGAUGGAGGUCCAGAGACCGAGCAAGCUAAGGGGCGAGAUGCCAGCCAGGGUCUGUCUCCUGGGACAUGAUCGGGCCAUGUACAAGGUCUACGCGUUCCCGGCAGACUAGGGAGAAGGCGAGCCAUCAGUCUUAGCAUUGGGUGUGUCCGAGGGACGGGAUCCGAGGAGAUGGUCCAGGUCACGUUGGAGUCUAGGACGGAGCCAACGGCAUGAGACAUGAUAUGUGGAGACGAUCCUGGAUGUCGGUGCGUUGCCGACGGGAAUUAAAAAAUCUCGACAUGAGCAUGCAGUCCUCGGCUGGAAGCACCUGCUGGGAUGUGUUUAUCUUUGGUUGAUCCUCAGCCGGUGUUUGUUUCCGGGGCUCCAACUACUCUGGCAAAACGAGCUGCAGGA
Molecule: messenger RNA, 2264 nt
Organism: Thermothielavioides terrestris NRRL 8126
Lineage: Eukaryota; Fungi; Ascomycota; Sordariomycetes; Sordariales; Chaetomiaceae
Exons: 5
Coding region: 232-1980 (582 amino acids)
Biological process (GO): anaphase-promoting complex-dependent catabolic process; protein K11-linked ubiquitination; positive regulation of mitotic metaphase/anaphase transition
Cellular component (GO): anaphase-promoting complex; nuclear periphery
Source: RefSeq, a predicted model, not a curated record